Molecule: messenger RNA, 1304 nt
Organism: Lactuca sativa (garden lettuce)
Lineage: Eukaryota; Viridiplantae; Streptophyta; Magnoliopsida; Asterales; Asteraceae
Product: putative cytochrome c biosynthesis protein
Biological process (GO): heme transport; cytochrome complex assembly
Cellular component (GO): membrane
Molecular function (GO): heme transmembrane transporter activity; heme binding
Source: RefSeq, a predicted model, not a curated record
UAUAAGCUAUACAUCCUCCUUGCAUUUAUGCUGGAGACGUCGCCAGUGCUAUGGGCUUUGGCUUAUGUAGAUCAAAAAUGAUGAAUGGGAUUGUGGCACUCCACUCGCCGCCAAUGCGGAAGGAUGACGCCGAAAAGAAUGGAAGGCUCUUUUGCUCUGCUGCAUGCGUCGGAUCCCGUAGAACAAGCAAGCUCUUUACCCUAAAAUUAAAACAUAAGGGCGCAAAAGGCUAUCCUGCUCUAUUGUUACGUAGCAAUAGAAGCCUGCUUAUGUUGCUUCGGCGGCGUUUCGCCUUCUCUUCGCUCUGGACAGGAGCGCUAGUGGACACGGGGAGGGAGCAGGCGAAGCGUGUCGUUCGUAAUGGAAAGAAAGAGACCACUACUUCGCUUCUUUGUUGGAUCGCCGACGCGAACACAGUGGUCUCUGACCAGGACCAGGAACCAAUUCGAAUUUUGAUCUUGACAUGUCGGUGGUUUUUAACCGUAGGCAUUUUGCCAGGAAGUUGGUGGGCUCAUCAUGAAUUAGGUCGGGGUGGCUGGUGGUUUCGGGAUCCCGUGGAAAAUGCUUCUUUUAUGCCUCGGGUAUUAGCUACAGCUCGUAUUCAUUCAGUAAUUCUACCCCUUCUUCAUUCUUGGACCUCGUUUCUGAAUAUUGUGACUCUUCCAUGCUGUGUCUCAGGAACCUCUUCAAUACGGUCCGGAUUGCUAGCUCCCGUUCAUAAUUUUGCUACAGAUGAUACACGAGGAAUCUUUUUAUGGUGGUUCUUCCUUCUAAUGACCAGCAUAUCUAUGAUUAUUUUCUCCCAGACGAAGCAGCAGGCAUCGGUCUGUAGAACCUAUAAAAAAGAGAUGGUUGUGGCGCGAAGUACUCUUGUGCACCUACGUCACUCGGCUCGCGUGCAACCCCGCCCCGUUAUGUUAUAGAAGAAUUGAGCUUCUUGCUGGGCUGGUUAUUCAGAGCCAGCAAUUGGCUGUCGGAUUUCGUCCCGCAACUAGAAUAAGAUCGCUUCGGGGGUCACUAUGAUGUGGCUGAAUGUAGAGCAGCCCGCCCUUACAGCCUUUGAUCAGUAGAUUAUUUAGAACUUCGGAAGAUGGUCAAGGUAGCUUGCUUCCAAGCCACUACACUAGAUGCGCAUGUAGUCAUAGUAGUCGGCCCACAAUGCCUCUGUUCUAUACUAAAAUACUAUUUCGUAUGAAUGGGGAAUUAAGUCGCUCUUUGAUCUGCAGAAUAAGGCCUACGAGCUCUCUCUUUUUAUGGCAGAGAUCUCUCCACACCAAGGAACCAAAUCACAAUGGAUCGAACAA